Messenger RNA from Cucumis sativus (cucumber), 2504 nucleotides. Its product is annotated as protein PECTIC ARABINOGALACTAN SYNTHESIS-RELATED. The record is from RefSeq and is a predicted model, not a curated record. NCBI's taxonomy places the organism in Eukaryota, Viridiplantae, Streptophyta, Magnoliopsida, Cucurbitales, Cucurbitaceae. Bases 172 to 1830 code for a protein of 552 amino acids. The transcript has 11 exons.
GUCCUUUUAAGAGUUAGGCUAGUCUCGUCUCGAUCCGACUGAUAUCCACCAUCUCACAUGGACCUUGGAAAUCUUCAUACAGAGAAGAAGAAACCAUACCCAACUGAAGUUCGUUCCACAACAUAAAAACGAGCUCACUCAAUAAUUCUGGCUUUCACUCCAAAGCGAGCCAUGGUUGAGCUCAGGCAUUCGAGCUCGCUUGGGAACAGAGCCACUUCUUCCCCAAUGAAGCGGGACGAAGACUCCUCUCCCUUAGUCCCUGACCGCCAGUCUGAAGACCACGACGAUCGUGAUCGUCAUUCGAUCCGUGAUCGUUCUUACUCUAGGCUCACUUUUCAAUCCUUAUGCCCUUACUUUGCUGAUGAUUCUAGGGUUUCUCCUUAUAACUCCAAGAUCUCACUCUUCUUUGUCUUUCUAGUAGUUGCUGCUGCCUUGAUCGCUGUUUUUUCAAUUGUUAGACGUUUGAAUUCCCCGUACUUGUGUGAAAAAGAUGGCAUUACUCUUCAUUGUCCACCGGUUAAGGAACGUCCUUCACUCUGGGAGAAUCCCUACUCGGCAACAACAUCUUGGAAGCCUUGUGCUGAGCUUCGUGAUUCUGAAAUCUCAGAUCUUCCGCCUGAAAAUGAAACAAAUGGCUACAUAUUCAUCCAUGCUGAAGGCGGUCUUAAUCAGCAGAGAAUUGCCAUUUGCAAUGCGGUUGCUGUGGCUAAAAUACUAAACGCAACACUUAUUUUGCCAGUUUUAAAGCAAGAUCAAAUCUGGAAGGACCAAACGAAAUUUGAGGACAUUUUUGAUGUUGAUCAUUUCAUUAACUAUCUGAAGAAUGAUGUGCGGGUUGUUCGGGAUAUUCCUGAUUGGUUUACAGACAAAACAGAGCUAUUUACUAGUAUAAGACGUACAGUCAAGAACAUUCCAAAGUAUGCACCAGCACAAUUUUACAUUGACAAUGUACUUCCUCGUAUCAAAGAGAAGAAGAUAAUGGCACUAAAACCUUUUGUUGAUCGGCUUGGGUAUGACAAUGUUCCUUCAGAAAUCAACAGGCUAAGGUGCAGAGUAAACUAUCACGCUCUUAAAUUUCUUCCUGACAUAGAGCAUAUGGCUGAUGUAUUAGCUUCAAGGAUGAGAAGUCGCACAAACAGUUCAAAUCCAUAUAUGGCUCUUCAUCUAAGGUUUGAGAAAGGAAUGGUUGGACUAUCAUUUUGUGACUUUGUGGGGACAAGAGAGGAGAAAGUCAAAAUGGCAGAAUAUAGGAAAAAAGAAUGGCCACGUAGAUAUAAGAAUGGUUCCCAUCUGUGGCAACUGGCCCUGCAGAAAAGAAAGGAAGGACGGUGCCCUCUUGAGCCUGGGGAAGUAGCUGUAAUUCUUAGAGCAAUGGGCUAUCCAAAGGAAACUCAAAUUUAUGUUGCAUCCGGUCAGGUGUAUGGCGGACAGAAUAGGAUGGCACCACUAAGGAACAUGUUCCCAAAUCUGGUGACAAAGGAAGAGCUAGCUACCAAAGAGGAAUUGGAUAGCUUCAGGAAACAUGUUACGAGUUUAGCAGCAUUGGAUUUCUUAGUAUGUUUGAAGUCUGACGUAUUUGUGAUGACUCAUGGAGGCAACUUUGCAAAAUUGAUUAUUGGGGCACGCCGAUAUUUGGGCCAUCGUCUAAAAUCCAUAAAACCAGAUAAAGGGCUAAUGUCAAAAUCAUUCGGAGACCCAUACAUGGGGUGGGCUCCUUUCGUAGAGGAUGUCGUUGUCACCCACCAAACCCGAACCGGAUUACCAGAAGAAACCUUUCCCAACUAUGACCUUUGGGAGAAUCCCCUCACCCCAUGCAUGUGCAGAGCUUAACUAGAACACAUAUCAUAUGGGAUUUAAACCGAUUUUUUUGUUUUGGAGAAUCUCCUUCCAUCAACACCAUUUAUUUCUUUAGCAAGUGGAAAGUUUCUUCCCCCAGAAAGAUUGAACAUGGGGUGGCUAUUGUGAAAUGGAGGUUGGAGGAAUGAAAUGGUUGCUGCUGCCUCCUCGUGAACUGCUGGAGAAAGUUGACGAUGCCAAUCUUCUGUGGAUGUGUUUUUUUGUAUCCUUAACGAGAGAACUUGUUUGAGCAGUUUUCUCCAUUAAGGAAUAGAUGAUUUUGCAGGUGUCCCAGUUGUACGCAAAAUGUUGAAGGUCUGGUACGUAUAAUAAGCAACUUCUCCUAGGAUGCAUUAUAUGAACUGCCCCAAGCCCAUGUACCAUUUAACUUCCUUUUUUUCUUUUUCCUCCCUUCUUUUUGUAGUAUGAUUUGACUUUGUUUUUAGUAAAUAUGUUGAUUAACGUUGUUGCUCACAUCUUAUAGAAUAGCAAUUUUUGUCUAUCAUGAAGUUUUUCGUUUAUAGAACUUUGCCUUCGUGGCUGUGAUAUCAAAUUUGGACCUUCCUGAUGCUUUUUUGAGGUCCUUUUUAGGUAAUUUGGGUAUAGUUCAAUGUAUAAAAGACAUUAAUUACUAUUCUAAAGUUUGAUGAUUUGAUUCUAAAGAAAAA